GCACGCAGUGGCACGUACACGUUCACACGUAGCCGAACGAACGUUCAGGGAGAGCGAGAGAAAACUCUAGGCUUUCAGCCGCCUCGCGAGAGAAACACAGAGAAGAAACGAAAGAGAGAGAAAGAGAACGAGCGAGAGUUUCAAACAACGCCCGAUAAGAUGGACUUAUGUCCAAGCCAGCGCGAGCGCGCGUGAACAACAAUAUAAGACAGCGCCGAGAAAACAAGGCGAGCAACGAACCAUUCGUGUGCGCGGCUGAUCUGUGCAUGUGUAUGAGUUCUUGAGUGUUUCAUAUAUCCGCGGAAAGAGAAUCCAACUUCGCGUCCACCGCACGAACGGGAGAGACGACGAGUGUGAGUGAACGAGGCACAGAAGAGAGAGAGAAAGAGACAGAGAAUCAGAAUGGAGGCGAUAGCGAAGCACGACUUCACUGCCACCGCUGAGGACGAGUUGAGCUUCCGUAGGAGCCAGGUGCUCAAGAUCCUGAACAUGGAAGAUGAUAUGAAUUGGUAUAGAGCUGAGCUUGACUCGCGGGAAGGUCUUAUCCCCAGUAAUUACAUAGAAAUGAAAAAUCAUGACUGGUACUACGGCAGGAUAACUCGAGCAGACGCCGAGAGGCUACUAAUGAAUAAGCACGAGGGGGCCUUUCUCAUAAGGAUCAGCGAAAGUUCGCCUGGUGACUUUUCUCUUUCCGUCAAAUGCUCGGACGGUGUGCAGCAUUUCAAAGUUCUACGGGACGCUCAAGGCAAGUUUUUCCUAUGGGUGGUAAAGUUCAGCAGUCUGAAUGAACUGGUAGAGUACCAUCGCACCGCGUCAGUAUCGCGAUCGCAAGACGUGAAGCUGCGCGACAUGGUGCCCGAAGAGUGUUUGGUGCAGGCUCUGUACGACUUCACACCUCAGGAGCCUGGUGAAUUGGAGUUCAGGCGAGGUGAUGUUAUUACUGUGACUGAUCGUACGGAUCAACACUGGUGGCAUGGUGAGAUUGGCAAUCGACGGGGAUUGUUCCCAUCCACCUACGUUACUCCAUAUCACUCCUAGGCUUCGCGAGGCGAGCAUAGAUGGCGCGGAGACUCGGCGGCGGCGAUGCCAAUAAUCUCGCUGAUCAUGGUUACAAGAGAAUUGGUAAUCAGAAUCCUGCAGACGUCGUUGAUCGAGUGGGCCGCCUGUGUGUACGGCUGGUCGAGGCGACGCGCCACUGCCGGUCGGUGCAAUUGAGAACUCUCUUCACGUUUUUCUUUCAACGAUAACAACCUUUAUUCACGGUGCUCAUCUGCUUCGCGCUUGUUAUAUUCGACGACGAAUCUCUCCGAGACAUCACGCACGUACACAUCUACACAUGUUGCGAUGCCUUUUUUUGUUCUUGACGAAGCUUAGUAUUGCGAGCUUAGUAUAGCGAUUGUGUUAAACUUACUCUUUUUUCGUAGUUUUUUAGUCAACUCGUGUUAUCAUUUUCUUUUUUUGUACGAUAACUUUUCCGAAGAGAUAUUGGAAUUCAAUUUGAAUUCAUGCUCCUUAAACUUUAAGUAUUAAGUGUCAUUGAAUAUUAUGCUUGACUAAAUUUUCAAUCCGCACCUGUACUGAAUCUUUAAUGCGUCAAAGAGACAGUAUCGAUUACUUCUCGUGCGGAAAAUGAAAUAAUUAUUGUAACAAUAUUUACUUGAUAAGAGAAACAACAACAACAAAUAUGAAAAAUCUAUUAUUAUGUAAAUGGCUAGCGCUGGUCUACAAAAUGCCACACAGUGUUAUCGAACUCAUUUAUCAGUAGAAUUGUAAAAUCCACAUAUAUACAUAUAUAUAUACACAUAUUUGUGUGUGCGUGUGUGUCUGUCUGUAUGUGUGUGGGUGUGGGAAAAGCGUGAAAGAAAACGUUGCUGUAAAAUAAUUCUUGCAAUUGAAUAUGCAAAGAAAUAAACUAUUGAAAAAACGCACUUUUACGAUUAUGUUUUUGCGUUUAACUACAUUAUAUGUAUUUGCCUGCGUAUGUUGAGAGAAAGAGAGAGAGAGAAAGAGAGAGAAAAAGAGAGCGAACGAGAGAAAGAGAGCACGUUAGAAAGAGAUUUUUUGUUUUUUUGUAAUUGAACGGCAAAGACAGAAUAUGUGCCAGACUUACGGCGUUUCAGUAAGUUUUUUCUAUGAUCUCUUGAUUUAUUCGAUUGUGAACAGUAUAUUUUGUUUGUCGGCGAAACCAAGUAUUUUACAAUAAAACAAUACUUUGUGAGUUUUAUUGGCAAUAAUUAACUUUUGUUUUUAUAAUUAAUAACAAUUAAUCAUUGAUUGCUUCGUGCUGUUUCCUGGAUACGGUAUUAUUGUAGCUUUUGUGAUUGUUCAUCGAUGAGGGUGACUAUUGUAAAUUACUGAAUAAUUCAUAUAUUUCUUGCUAUAGUAAAAUCCCAAUAUUAAAAUCUUAGAUAACGAUCAUCUUUACAAUGCAUGGUGAACUAAACAAUUUUCUAAGAUUAGUAUAUCAGUGGUUAGUAACAAGAAUUAAUUUCUAAAACUUUAAAAAGUGAAAUUGUGUGAUAAAUUUUUAAAUUUAAUUAUCAUAAAUUUCUUCACCUUUGUGAAUAUCAUUAUUAAGUAAUAAGAUGAGUUUGAAAGCACGAGAGUCAAAGGACACCAGUUCGAAAGAAAAUAAGACAACUGAUUGUUAAUCUGUGCUAAGUUUCUUUGUUUGGGAUGGAUAAUAUGAAUAAUUAUAUGAAAGUAUUCACACUUAUCUGAAAAAUACUUAUCUUAUGUCUCACAUUCAUAUGCUACAUUUUUCUGUAAGAAGAGAUGGAAGACUAAAAAAAGCUUGGAAACUAUUUUUCUUCUUCAUAGUUACUAAGAAAUUAUAUUAUUCUGAUAUCGUAAAAACAAAAGUAUCUAGUAAAAUUCUAUGCUUCAUCAACAACCAAGCCAUUUCCAAACAAAAGAAUUCAUAUUGAGCAAUUGCCAUUAAUGACUAAAUGAAUUGUUGCAUUGAACUUUAAUAAGUUUACUGACACCAAAUAUUGGAAUUUCAUAGUUCUCUAAAAUAUGUAUAGAUAAAACGUGAUUGUAAAGAUAAUACAAUUCGUUUAAAGCCUACAAAGUCAAAACACUAGGAGAAUGUGUGUCCCAGCACAGAUGAAACUAUGAAUAAUCCACUCAUUAAAUCCAGAACUGAUUUUGCCAAGUUGGACUUGGAAUGAACAUAGGAAUGAAGUCAACUUCAAAAGCAAUUUACAACUUUUGUAGUUUUGCACAAUGCACAAUGCACACGCAGUAAUUAAUUUCAAAUUACAGUUCAUUAAUUACAAAAAGUUAGUUUCCAAUGUGGGAAUUACUUUUCAAAUCCAAAAUAGUAAUCUUAGAAAGCCAACUAUUGUAAUGUUAUUAUUAAUAUAAUAAAUACAUGCAAUAACGUAGAAUAAUAAUAUUUUCAAUUUUGCAGAUUCCAAAAAAUUAUGUGUGGUGAACACAUUACAAGAAAUUAGAUUUGAUAGAUUUAAUUAAGAUAAGAUUUUUGAAAAUGAAGUACAUAUUUGUAUUAUUAUAUGAAAAAAGUUUUCUACUAAUCAAUAACAUGAUCCAUUUUAGACACAUACAUACACACACAGAGUAUUGAUGAUUUAUUAAAUGACAAUAUUAUUGAUAAUAUCUAGUGUUUUUUUAAUGAUUUUAAUUUCUUUACUAUAAUGCUUAUCAUGGUCGAUUUCUUUAUGCUUUGAAUAAGUAUAUAUAAAGAAAUCGAUCAAAUUAAUGGAUGUAGAAAUAAAACAAUGAGACUCAUAUCGAAAUUGACGGGAAUAAGUAACAUUUAUCACCUAUAAAUAGACAAAAUAGUUAAUUAAUUAAUAAACAAAUAUUUGUUUAUAUUCAAUAAACAUGUUUAUUUCAGAUAGGCCUGUUUAGUUUAAUAUUAAAGUCAUUAACGAACAUCUUUCAUUGCUUACUCACUGUACAUAAUGUUUGCAGAACAUGCAAAAAUCCCAGAUUUCAUGUAUAUUAACUCUUAUUUUAGGUGUAUAAAAAGAUAUUCAUUUAUACUUAUCUGCAAAAUAUAUCACAUUGAAUUCUGUGAUUAGGGUAUUUAAUAAUUUCCUUAAGGUUUUUUUACCUGCAGCUCACUCUACGUAUGUAUAUGUGAUAUAUCCGCUAUAUAUUUUUUAUUCUUCAUUAAUUAAUUUAUUAUUAAGACAAGAAAAGUUUGUAACAGUCAUUUUUUUAUGACUAAUUAUUUGCAGUGUCUAGAUACAAUAUCAGUUAAAACAAUUUUGAGUAUGAAAAAGUUAAUAAAAUAUUGUUGUUUUGUUCUAUUAUCUUUGAUGAUAUUUUUUGAAAGCAUGGAAUAAUAGAACUGCUGUGAAACAGGAACAUAAACUAUGAGCUGUAGCGUUGUAAAAGCAUGUUGUAAGAUGCUAUAAUCCACCAGCUUAAUUUAGAGUUAGUGACAGAAACUGUCAAUAAAACACCUAUUUGUUUAAGUGAGAUGAAAUUAAUUGAAAAUUCAAGCAAAUUAGAUAAAUAUCAUAGACAAAAUGAUUCAUAAUAAUUUGUAUUGGGUCAUUGGAUAUAUUGUUUUGUCAUCAUAAUUUUCAAAUCUAUUUAUAUAUAAGUAUUACAAAUUUUUGUAUUUUAUAAAGUAAUGAAAUCAUUGUAUAUUGCUGAUACAAGGAUAUU
Messenger RNA from Phymastichus coffea, 4644 nucleotides. RefSeq names its product growth factor receptor-bound protein 2 (gene drk). The record is from RefSeq and is a predicted model, not a curated record. The transcript has 6 exons. Gene Ontology annotation, molecular function: protein binding. NCBI's taxonomy places the organism in Eukaryota, Metazoa, Arthropoda, Insecta, Hymenoptera, Eulophidae. Bases 403 to 1038 code for a protein of 211 amino acids.